GGGAUUUUGAACGUUGAAGCUGAUGCGAAGAGCCGAACGAAAACACAGAACACAGGUCAGUCGAAGCUCAGGAGCGAACGAAAACGGUCGCAAUUAUCAGCGCAUCUUUGAGUAACAAUCAUAAGCCUAAAAAUGCCUAGAUAUCAACAAAGCAGGGACGGUUUUGUUCAUAUUUACACGGACGGAGCAUGUUCACGAAACGGUGCUCCUGACGCAAAAGCUGGAAUUGGUGUUUUCUUCGCUGAUGGCAGUCCCCUUAACGUUUCGGAACCUGUCGUGGGUCGUGCAACGAACAACACUGCUGAGAUACAAGCGGUAACUCGUGCUGCUGAAGUUGCCUGCGAAGAGGGAAUCAACAAGAUCUUGAUUCAUACAGAUUCUGCGUUUGUGAUGAAUUGUAUCAACAAGUGGAUGGACAGAUGGAAGAGACGAGACUGGAUAACAACCUCAGGACGUAAGGUUGUUAACAAAGGUGAUCUUCUAGACAUGGAACAGGCUCUCAAAAAUUUCGGAGCCGUGAAAUGGAAACACGUACCAGGUCAUGGAGAUUCGUAUGGAAACCGGCGGGCGGACGAGUUGGCACGCGAAGGUGCGCGAAGAUACCAGCCACCACACUAUUUUUGUGGUCUGGCGAUGUUAAACUAUUAGUGAAGACGAAAACACGAAAGGCAUACCAAAAGAAGCAUUGAUUGCUGAUCUAACUUCAAAUCGUAAUUUAAUGUUAGUUCUCAGAGUCUUUUCGAGUAAAUAAAAAAAGACUUUUGGAAAAAAAGGAA
Molecule: messenger RNA, 776 nt
Organism: Venturia canescens
Lineage: Eukaryota; Metazoa; Arthropoda; Insecta; Hymenoptera; Ichneumonidae
Product: ribonuclease H1-like
Exons: 4
Coding region: 133-648 (171 amino acids)
Biological process (GO): DNA replication, removal of RNA primer
Molecular function (GO): RNA-DNA hybrid ribonuclease activity; nucleic acid binding
Source: RefSeq, a predicted model, not a curated record